AUGAACGACCUUCCCGACGAGAUCCAACAUAUUACCACGGACAUAAUGCCGCUUAGUCUUCUCCUGACGCGACUUGCGCAGAUCUCCCACAACCACAUCCAGGAACUCAUCUCGGAACUGGCGACAAGGCCGAUCGCGGCAAAUGCCAUCAACGGCGGCAGCCCCGAUUACCGCAGUACGACCGCCGAAGAUACAUCGCCUGACAGUCUUGAGAAGAAGAGGAUGAUUCUGAACUUCAUCCAAGAUCUCCACGCCAAAUGGGUCAAGGCCCUCGUGAUCACGGAAUGGAGCAGGAAGGCGGAGCUUGUUGGAAAGCUCAUCGACCUUAAAGCCCAUAUCGAACAGCAGCUUUAUCAUUACACUGCUGUGCUGUGGGAGAUGGCCAAUGUGAAGCGCGACCUUGUCUUCGCGCGGUUGCCAAGCCCGGAUCUCAAAACAGCUCUUGAGGUGUUCUCGUCUGGAGAAGUAUCGUGGAUGCCAGAACUCGGCUUCAUCGACCCGCCGCCUCUCACUCCACAAGAUCAGCUCGAGUGGAUAGAUAAUCUCAACACUUUGCUCUCUGUGCGGUUGACCUUGGAUGACUACGAGAAGAUACCGUACCAUUUCAGAGACUACUCCAUCAGCUCCGGCCGCGUUACAUUUAGAGUGGCGGGAGAGUUCGAAGUAGAUCUGACAAUUGCCGACGAAGACUUUGAGAAGCAGUUCUGGUUUAUAGAUUUCCGGUUCCUCUUCACGCCCGCGCCGACGGAGCUCUCGGCUGCGGUCCGAGGCUUUCUGGAGGCCAAGGUCAACGACAUCCUAUCUACGGACGGCUUGGCUGGGUGCUACCACUUCCUCCACGAGUUUGUCUUGACGCACAAGAUAACGGAAUUCACGCGCCAAGCCGUGGAACUGACCCGUGGCCGAUGGACAGAAACUCUCAAGAUCGAGAGACUGAACCGCGGGAUGGCUAUCCAGUACUGGGUCGGCAGGCCCACCUCCAGCCUCAAGAGUUGGAUUAUCCUGGGGGCUAACAGCGGGAAAAAGGCGGAUGGGUCUCGAGAUGCAAAGGCUGCGAGCCACCUCACCCUGCGCUGGUUCCGGGACAACAAGGAGGUGAAGGACUGCGACAUCGCCUUCGAUGUCAACGAGCUCUCCACAGAGGCCCUCCUAAAAACCAUCAUCGCCCGACAUGUCGAAUACAUCCUCUCAUCGAUCCACAAGAAACUCCUGAGCUAUCCUCGCUUCGGCAGCAUGGAAGCGCCGCUAAGCUUGGAAAUUUCCGAGACGGAGCCAAUGCUCUCGCAACUGGUAAUGCGACUGUCACAUGCAGAUAACCUUACCGUGAGGAUGGACCCGACGACAGGCUCCUUCUCCCUGAGCCCACAGUCGCGAAUUGUGCAAUCCGGAGAGCGGAAUCUCAACGUCACGCCCAAAGAUCCCGUGGACGAAGGCUUCAUCAUUUUGGAGAAGACUCGGUGCUUCUGUGCAACCGAAGAGCUGACCCGCCGUGGCAAGAGUAUGGGUUGGAUUGGCCAUCAACCACCAGUGAGGCCCGACGACCUGAGGCCCCUCAUGAACACUCGCGAUGCGUUCCACAGUGUCUGGCUGAAGCGCCAAGGCUGGGGACCCGAGUGGUUCAUCUUGGUGACCCUGAGUCUGGCGGGCGAUCGCUGGUGGUUAGUCGAAGUGACAAAUACUAGCCCCGCGCGGCGAAUAAGAACUUUCAGCCAGUUGACGCUGACAUCGGCGCAACCGAACCUGUCCGAUGCCUUCUUCGACAACCUCACAGUCUUCGUCACGGCCAUGAUAUCGCAGCUCGCAGAUUCACGGGUGCUCUAUGGCAAGCGGGUACGACACUCGGUCCAAGACCUUCCAGGCUUCCCUCUGGAUCCGCACGCCAAAAUGCCUGCGAUGUACGUGCGGCUCUCCGAGAUAGUACCAUCCCUGGCGGCGCGCACUGGGUCCCGGCGCCCAUGGGCGAAGGACUUCGUCCAGCUCACGUUCAUGGGCGCGCAGAGGCUUGGCGGCGGUCGCCGCACACCGAGUCCGGACCGAUCGGAGGACAGCCUAGGCAUCAAUGUGAUUGUGGAAGCCAAGCUUGCCGUAACAGACAGGUCGAAGUUCAGCCUGCUCAAGGGCAACGUCGACAACGACGUAAUAUUCAACCCCAGGCUUGGCCAGUUCGCUCUGCGGCUACGGGCCGAGGCUGGAAAGUCUAUUGUCGAUUCGCUAGCGACUCGACUUGAGGCAAUUGCCCGGCUGGUGGACUUCGUCGACACCAUGCGGCGAAACGGUGAAGGCAUUGCCUGCGAGAGCGUGACUCUGCGCCAGGUCGUCUUCACGUAUGGCGAGGGUCUUGCGGGCACCCAACCAGACGAUGAAGCCCCGCAGAAACAGCGCCGCUGGAAAGUCUGGCUCGAUCUUGCGUCGGGCAACAUCCGGCUCGAAGAGCGGAAUCCGCAUCUGCGCGUCCUCGACAAGCUCAAGGACCUGGCGGACACGUCGUCUCUCAAGCUCCUGCCUUCUCUCCUGAGUCUCACCCUCCCUCUCCUCAGGGGUAUCGAGGCCAUCGAGGCCUCCUGGGAGGAGAUCGCGAUGCGCGAUGAGGGCACCGUCGAGACCUUCUACAAAACGCUCGACUACAUAACUCUACGGUACAAGCUUCCCGGUCCCCCGAGCCAGCCGCGGCAGCUGAGGCUGCGGCUGAACAUGAGAAUGCGGAGAGGGGAGCUGUGGUGGCACCUGUGGCGGGAAGGCAGCACCAGUCCCGAGAACGAAUUCAACAAGGCCCUCAAGCACAUCUGGGAGGGCCACGGCGAGGGCUGGAGGGGUUUGGGGUCUAGCGCCAUCGCGAAGCCGGCCACGGGGAUCGAGCCGUUGCUGUCGGCCGUUGACGACGCCGUCCGUGCCCUGAUCGGGUCUGCGCCACCGCCUCUGUCGGCGGCUGCAGGGGCGUUGCAGCAGAGUUUCGGCGAGUCUGCCACUUCCACAAGGCUUUCGCAGUCGUCGAAUGCGUCUCAGCGGCGUGCCUCCCAGACCCUUACCCAGCCAAGCAGCCAGAGCCAGACCAGUAGGGUUGGCGGGAAGGCAGCGUCGCCUAUUGUGGUGUUAGAUUAG
Molecule: messenger RNA, 3099 nt
Organism: Phialemonium atrogriseum
Lineage: Eukaryota; Fungi; Ascomycota; Sordariomycetes; Cephalothecales; Cephalothecaceae
Product: MED14-domain-containing protein
Exons: 3
Coding region: 1-3099 (1032 amino acids)
Biological process (GO): regulation of transcription by RNA polymerase II
Cellular component (GO): mediator complex; core mediator complex
Molecular function (GO): transcription coregulator activity
Source: RefSeq, a predicted model, not a curated record